Messenger RNA from Pelobates cultripes (western spadefoot toad), 7432 nucleotides. Lineage: Eukaryota; Metazoa; Chordata; Amphibia; Anura; Pelobatidae. The record is from the annotation of a GenBank genome assembly.
GACAAAGGCUGCAUUAAGGUUACAAUGAUGUCUAAAAUCGUCACUUUGGUGGUGGUUGUCCUGGUUUUGGGGCAGCCGAGCUUGGCCGACAAAGACAGCAGCAGCAGCAGCAGCAGUGAAGAAAGUUUCUGUAAGUAUAUAAAAUGUUAUAACAUGUUCUGUAUGUAUAUAAUAUAUUGUAUGGCAGGUUCAUUUUAUACAAUAUUUAAUUGCGAUACAAACUGAUGAGACAGACAGAUAGACAGACAGACUGAUAGGGAAUAGGUAGAGAAAAGACAAGAGGAGAUAAAAAUUAAAUGGUUACUCCAACCACCAUUAACACGUCUGCUUCCGGACGGCCAAAUUUUAAUUCUGUAAAUAUUUUACGUCUGUCGUCAGCAAGCACCGCACACUAACGACAGGCCGAGCCUGCAAGAUUAAGAUUAAGUAUCCUUCCCUCCCCAAUUAAAUACAGCCAUCACUCGUCUCUAUAAUCUCUGCUAUUUUAUUUUAUUUCAGCCCUCACUCAUCCUUAUUUCCCUCACCACUCCCUCUUCCCCUGCCUUUGCCGUCUCAGAGUGUGUGCAUGCGCCCUGAGCUGGUGAAAUUGGUGAAAUGAUCCAAUCAAAGUCUUUCAUGAGAAGCCGUUGAUUGGACGUUCGCUUUGCUCUUGUGGCAUCACAAGGACGCGUGCCGAGCAGCAUUGAGAGUUGUUAAGAAAAAAUUAAAGUGCAUUUUUAAAAAAACUUUUUUUCAGAAUAAUGCUCAAAAGGGCAUUAUUUGAAGAAAGAAAAAAAACAGGUUGGAGUAACCCUUUAAAGUUUGAUGGCAAUAUACAGAAUAUAUUCUAUAUAUAUUUAAUAUACUUUUUUCUUACCAAAUAAUAGGGAACUAUUGAAAGCUAAUGUUGAAUUAUCUCAGUUUGGCGGUGUCUCGUUUUCAGAGUUUGCAUCUCAUAGGCUAAAUAGAUCCACAGAAAGCUAUGAAAAAAUAAAACACUGUGCUUAUGAUUAUACCAUUUUAAUAUCUCCUUACUAAUUUAUUAAGUGAGUCAUAUGAUUCACUACUAUAAUUAAGAUUAGUGACCUAGAAAUAGCUAGAAGUCAUACAGGUGUGAUAUUACACAUUAUUUAAUGAUGAGUGAUAUUUUGGUAAUAAUUAAGCUUGUGCACAAAGAAAAAAAUUUGGUUCAGACAAAUCGAUUUUCCCCAAAAAUGUCUUGUGUUGAUACAAAUAUUAUGUAUGUAUUGUACAGUAGACCCAUUUUCCCACAAUUUGGUUCUAGUUAGAAGAAGUAACCGAUAUAGGAAAAUAAGGAGGAUCAUUUAUAUAUAUAUAUAUAUAUAUAUAUAUAUCUAUAUAUAUAUAUAUAUAUAUUUUUUUUUUUAUCAAUUAUAUAGUUAUAUGUUUAUUUUGCUUUUCCCCCUCUAUUGGUCACUUCUCACUUGAUCUUUUAAUAAAAUCAUAUUUAGUGGCUGUCCCUUAACUAUCAAUCAGCUUUUUCCCCCUAUUAAUCAUCUCUUUUUUUUGAAGCCACUCAGGGCAGGUGCAAGGAUUUGUGUGUGUAUAGGGGAUGUAGUGUGUGUGUGUGCGUGUAAGGGAUGCAUUGUGUGGAUCUCUGUUUGUAUGUGUCAGGGAUGCAAUGUGUGUUUCUGUGUAUGUAAUGUAAGGCAGUGUGUGUGUCUGUAAUGGGUGUAUUGAGUGUGUGUAAGAGAUGCAUUAAGAGAAGCAGUGUGUGUGUCUGUGUAAGGGAUGCAUUGUGUGCUUCUGUGUAUGUGUGCAAGGGCUGCAUUGUGUAUAAAGGUGAGUGUGUAAGGGAAGCAUUUUGUGUUUCAGUGUGUGUGUAGGAUUCCUGCUUCCCUGUUCCUUAGUGAUCUCCCUCUCCCCGUCCCUUAGUGGUCUAGCAUCUCCCCCCUACUCCCCCUGGUGGUCUAUCCCCCCUCUCCCCUCUCUCCUGGUGGUGUCUCUCUCCCCUAGUGGUGUCUCCCCCUCUCCUGGUGGUCUCUCUCCCUCGCCUCCUCCCCUGAUGGUCUCUCUCUACCUCCCCCCCUCCCCUGGUGGACUCUAACCUCUCUCCCCUUCCCCUGGUGGACUCUCCCCUCUCCUUCCCCUGGUGGUCUUUACCCCCCUAGUGGUCUCUCUAUCUUUGACCCCCUCCCCUGGUGGUCUCUCACACUCCUCCCCUCCCCUGGUGGUCUCACCCCCCUCCAUCCAAUGCUGGUCUCUCUCUCUCCCCCCUUCCCCUCCUGGUCUCUCUCCCACUCCCCACCUCCCCUGGUGAUCUCUCUUCCCCUCUCCCCUCCCCUGGUGGACUCUCUCCUCCCUCCCCUGGUGGUGUCUUCCACUACACCCUUCCCCUGAUUGUCUCUUCCACUCCCCCCCUUCUUCCCUUGUGUGCCUCCUACCUCGGUAUAGUGUGGCCGUGCGGCACGGACCACAGUACAGUCUGAUUCCUGUACACGGCUGGCCUGACAAGAAGUGCUCACUGAGAGAGAACUUCCUUUCAGUCUCGUCGGGUACAGGAAACAGAACUCCUGUACCGCGGUCUGCGGACCGCGUUUCCUGGCCACCCUGUGCGCUUCCCUCCUACCGGUCAUUCAAAUUUGGCACCCCCAGGGCAGUGCACCCUAGGCGACUGCCUAAGUUGCCUAUAGGAUGAGCCAGCUCUGAUGCCACUAAUGAAACUCCAACUGACGAAAUGCACUAGUUUAGUAAUAAUAAUUGUAAAAAUAAUAAUGGUAACAUUAAUUAAAAUAAGAAUGAUCAUGAUAAAGAUAAAUAAUAACGGCAUUAAUAUUAAUAAUAGGAAGAAAAAGAAAGGUAAUUGUGGCCAGUCUGUCAAAGUAUCACCACCACAGAUGCCCUUUUCCCAUAAUAACACACCAAUAAUCCAUGAGGUAUAAUAUCGACAGUAUCACAUAUUCCCCCCAAACAUGAGCCAAGGUUUAAUGCUGGGAGAAGACUGUUUAUUGGCAGUACAGACAUCAAAUUUAUACAGUCAGUAAACUCCUCCUCUGUGCCUGUGAGAUAAUUGAGUCAGGAACUGUACUAAACUCAAUUAUCUCCAUGCACAGAACAAUGAACAAUUUUACAACACCCUAAAAGUACCUCCACAACACAUGGGAACCCUACAAAACUCACAUCCCUGGAUAGCCUGGAUCUGGGUUAGCAAUAUAUCCAAAAAUCACCCAUAUCUGUUUGGUAUUUUUAUAUCGCCAUCAGAGGGAAGUUCUGACCUGUCUGCCACAAAGUAGAAGCCCCAAAUAGUUCCAUAGAAUUUGUGGCAAGAGCCGGUCUCUAUUCGUGGGGUUUUGUACAAAAACCAUAUAAGGUAUAGUAAAGCUGGUUCAUGUAGAAUGCUCUCUCUGUUCGGUAGUCUGUAACUCCCGAACGCCGUUCAUCUAGGUGAACUGGAACAGGCCGUCGGUCCAUGGUGACCGGUGUUCGCGGGAGUGCCUGGUCAAAAUGAGUUUCAGUCACUCAACGACCGAGUCCCACACCCAGUGUAGCAUUCUAUGAAUUAUUUCCUUUGCGGUUUUUGUACAAGAUACAUAACGUUCCACGUUCUAAUGGGUCUCUCGGGUGGUCUCGGUUCGGGAACCGAAACAACAUAAAUGAAGCAAAACUGGGACAUGAAUCCAGAUGAACAGAAAGAGCCGAACGUGAUGGGGUAUUCCUUCACAGUAAUAAUUACUAUUACAGUGAUUGUGAAAGUUUUGUAGUUAGCCGAGGUAGAUAUAAGAUAAAGUGACUUGUUCCUCUGUUUUUCUUCUGCUAAAAUCUUGAAUGAUGAUUGACAAGUGAAGAAAGCUUGAAGUUACAGUCUUUAUAAAUGCUGCAACAUUUCUGCAUUAAAAGUUUUCUUUUUAUAUUGACAGCAAGUGACACCAACGGAUGUAGCAUUGCUCCACGUCAGAGAAGAGAGUGCGGAUAUCGUGGAAUCAGCGCUUCGGAAUGUGAAAAACGGAACUGCUGCUUUGAUGCCAGUAUCUCAGAAGAAAUCUGGUGUUUUUUCAGCAAAUUCCAAGGUACGUCUUACUCAUACGAGGACGGUAGCCGUGUUGCCAACAGUUUAAGCUUACCUGUUCCCAAAUUAUUAAUAUUAAGUAUUUAUGUUGCACCACCAUAUUCCGCAGCGUUGUACAACAGAGGAAAUACAGGCAAAUAAAGUCAUACUCGUAUAAAAUGAGUCAUUGAGCUUACUGUCUAGAAAAUACAAGUACUUUAUACAAAGUGCUUAGCAUGAUAAUUUACAAUCUAAAGGUUACACAAAAUGAUUUCAGAGAUCAAAGGAUAUAUGCAAACACGGUGUAGCCUGUGAGGUAAUUAAAUAGUGGCAGUCUUAAAUAGCUGUGAUUUAGAAAUAUAAGAUUGAACGGUAUUUAUUAUAUCUGGGCAUUAUGGAUAAAUGCAGAUUCUUUUUCUAUUCUAUUGCGAUUCUUAGUAAUCUGUGCUACUAGUAAGUCCUUCAGGGUUCUUAAAAAUACCUAUUAGCAAGGUAUUUUACAAUUUGUAUUCAAAUAUUUGUGCCACUCCUACUUUUUCCUUUAUACUAAAGUUUCAUACUCUGUGUGAAAUAUUGCACGAUAAAGGACACUGUAUAAUGUCUAAAGCUUUUCAUUUUCCAAAUAUUUUUUUUAUAAAGGAUAAACAAAUACGUGAAAAAUAAAAAAUUGUGUAAAUUUACACAUUUCUAAUUUUUAAGUUUGUCUGCAAAGCAAUCUAUACACAAAAUUGCUGUGUUACAAUAUGUUUACAUUCAAAAAUGUCUCUAUUGUGAAGUGGUAAAUGUAGUUACUGUUAUUUGUUGCAUAGCAAUACAUAGAUACACCUGCUUCCAUGUAUCAUCUCUUUCUCAGAAGAACUUUUGGACGCGCAAUAUGACCAGCUCAUUUUUGAAAUAAAUAGAAAAUAAUUAUAGAGGGGCUUAGGCCAGUGGUGUAUUUUGGAUUUAUGCUUCCCUAGGCAUGACUAAAACUGGGCACCCCCCUAAUCUAAGUUUGCCCCACUCCUACCGAUCAAGGCCACACCUCUUCCUGAUUAAGAAUAUACUAUAGGGCUUGCAUUAGGCUUCCUCAUAGGAAAGCAUUGUAUCAAUUCUUUCCUAUGGGGAUUUAGCAGGCGCUGGAUGUCCUCAUGCACCUAACCACCUGAAAGGAGUUAACCCCUCAAGGUAAUUAUCGCAGUUUCUCAGAAACUGCAAUCAUUAAACGUGCAGGGUUAAAGGGGAGUGGGACACUGCACCCAGUCCACUUCAAUGAGCUAAAGUGGACUGCCUAUAGUGUACCUUUAAGCACACACUCAUUCACUGACAGACACACACUGGCAGAUACAUACUGACAGUCACACACACACAUACUCAAUGUCAAACACACAAAUGUCACUGACAGACACAGACUCGCUGAUUUGACACACACACACAUUCCCAACAGACACACACUGGCACAUACUCACUGACAGUCCCACACACACUCAAUGACAAACAAACAGACAUCACUGACAGACUCACUGAUUUGACACAGACUCACCGAUUUGACACAGACGCACACUAACAGACACACACUGACAGACACACAAACACUGACAGACACUCAUUGAAAGACACACAAUGAUAGUCAAAUACAGACUCAAUGACAAAUAGACAGACACUCACUGACAUACACACUGACAGACACACACACAUACACACACACACACACUCACUGACAAACACACAGGCAGACACACUCUCUGACAGACAGACACACAGACAUACUCACUGACAGACACACACACACUCACUGACAGACACACACACUCACUCACUCACUGACAGACAGACACACACACACAGAUAGACACACAUACACACACUGACAGGCAGACAGACACAUACACAUUUACACAUUCUUGCACACACUCACAUAAUUUCUUGGGUUCCAGUGGGGAUCUUCUAUCUGGAGCUCAGUAUUUCUGCUCCUCACUUCUUCCUAGCGCUCAGUUUAAUGAUGCCGGGUGCUGGAAUAUGACGUCAUAUUCCGGCACCCGGCAUCACUUCAGACGGCACGUGUGAGGGAGAGUGAGGAGCAGGAAAACUGAGCUCACUCGCUGCCGCCAGCAUCCUGCUUCUUCUCCAGUCGGGUAAAUUUUAGCAGAGUAGGCAAUGUGGAGAAAGCAGGUACCUACUCGGCUUUAACACCAAGCAUGUACUCGCGGCUCGCCGGGCCGCAAAGAUGUCCAUUGUGGGCUGUGAGUUUGACAUGCUUGGUAUAGAGUGUAUGUAUAUUUAUUUAUACAGUGUUAGCAGGUGUACUCAGCACUUUACAGGCAGAGAGCGCAACUAAGUUGUGCAUAUGUUGAAAAUGGCCCUGGGAAUUCAAAAAGUUAGGUCGGAAUGGAAUAGAAAAUACUACUUUGGGCUACUUUGGCCUAAAUCAUUCUUUGGUCAAAUCCAAACAAUUUUUUGUUUAAUUAAUACCAUGUGUGUGCGCAUUAUAUUCAUUAUUGUUACAUGUGCUGUUUUAUGUUUUCAGAUAGUUCACAGUGCAGUGUAGGCACCAAAAAAAGAAAGGACUGCGGUUACCCUGGGAUCAGCGCCAAGGAGUGCCAAGCCAUUGGCUGCUGCUUUGAUCCAAGCACUGGAGGGGUUAACUUUUGCUUCUAUCCAAAGUUUAAAGGUAAAUAUCUACAUCCAUGUGGGUAAAUUUUAGCAUGUACUGGCUUUUUAUCUUUGCAAUAAUAUGAUCAAUUUAAUGUUUUCUCCACGUGGUUUAACCAGGUUGUUCUGUGAGCCACAAAUUCAGAAAGGAAUGUGGGUAUCCGAAUAUCAGUGGCAAGGACUGCCAAUCCAAUGGCUGCUGUUAUGAUCCCAGCAUCCCCGAAACCAUCUGGUGUUUCCAUGGUUCUAAAUAAAAUGAUGGUAAUAUUCACAAAAACAAAGCUUAGUAAAUAGCAGAUUAGUAAAAUAGAAAUUAAGGGGAAUGAAAAUAACAAUCAAAUCCCUAUACACUACAAUCCCUAUUUGGACCCAUGGCCUAAAAGUCAAGAUUGGGAAUAUAGAUGAGUUGAAGUUAUUUAAAUUUCAUUGUUUUGGCCUCAAUAUUGAAAAAUUGUAAUCACCGCAAUGCCUAAUCUUUUGAUUGGACCCCAUAGGUUUGUUAAUUUUAUUUAUCAAACUUAGAAAUGUUUAAGCAAACCUUUAAAGGAAAUUAACAUUGUUGAUGAAUUGAGCUAUGUUCUAAUGUAAUGAUUAUUGUAUGUAAAGUGAACUAUGUUUUAAUACUACAAUUUUGCUUUUCGCUUUUCAGAAUAUUUUGUCUGUGACCGCUGAUCCAACAUCACUAAAUGGCACAUAUGUCUUGUGUUCAAUAUUUGCAGCAUAAUAUGUUUGUCCUUUCAUGAAUGAAAUUUAUUAAACCACAUAAUCCUGUUAAGAUUGCUAUGCAUUCACAUUUAAAUAAAUACAAUUAAAAAA